Messenger RNA from Raphanus sativus (radish), 590 nucleotides. RefSeq names its product auxin-responsive protein SAUR76-like. The transcript has a single exon. NCBI's taxonomy places the organism in Eukaryota, Viridiplantae, Streptophyta, Magnoliopsida, Brassicales, Brassicaceae. The coding region runs from base 87 to 470 and encodes 127 amino acids. Gene Ontology annotation, biological process: response to auxin. The record is from RefSeq and is a predicted model, not a curated record.
CAUAAACAUCUCUCUUCUCUCCUCCACUCACCGGAAACUGACUCCGACGUACAUCCCCAGCUUCAGUUUACGAAACCAAGUUGAAAAUGAUGAAAGGUGGCAACAAACUGAUGAAGCUGAAAUCAGUUUUGAAGAAGCUAAACUCUUUCAACACCAAGCCGAACCAACCACCGACUCCGUCCUAUCACGGUCGCUCCUCCUCCGUGUGUGCAUUUCCCUUAGAGGAACUCCACACCGUCUACGUCGGCAGAAAACGGCGUCCGUACCACGUGAGCUCCGAUGUCGUGAACCAUCCGCUCUUCCAGCAGCUAGCGGCUAUGGAUGGUGGAUGCGGCAGCGAGGACGGUUCGAUCGCCGUGUCGUGCGAGGUUGUCUUGUUUGAGCAUCUCCUUUGGAUGCUUGAGAACGCCGACGCCGACGAGUCACGCCCAGAGUCAGUCCACGAACUCGUCGAGUACUAUGCCUGUUAACUUUUUGCAUGACUAAUUUAGGUGAAAAUUAUACUACUAAUGAUUUAUAUAUGUUUGUAUAUUCUACACUUUGUAUACUCUACACAUUUGUUAAGAUAUUUCUUCUUCUUUUAAAUGAUA